AUGGCCACGCCGCUAGACGGAUUGGGAUUGCCCGCUCCAGCUGAUGACGACACGUCGUCGCCGCCUCCUUCCAACUCGUCGCCCAAGCCCUCCGGCUCGGGCUCGGGCUCGCCACCGCCGUCGCCGUCGCCGUCGCCACCCACACCGUCGCUGUCGCCGCCACCGGCGUCGCCGCAGAAUAGCAGCGCGUUGCCACCCCCGGCGCCUGCGGCCAGAGGCUCGCGGCCGGCAGCGCCGUCAAGGGACUCCCCGUCACAACCGGCUCCGAAGCGCAGCGGUGGUGACUCCGACAAGAGUAGUAGCCGCAGCAAGAGCGGGAGCAGCAGCAGCAACGGGUCAGCGCAGGUGGGUGUCAUCCUGGCCGGCGUGGUGAUCGGGGUCCUGGCCUUCGGCCUGCUGAUGUGCAUCGCCGCGUGCGUGUGCUGCGCCAAGAAGAAGAGGAGGAAGAAGCCCCCGCACAUGAACAUGCCGUACUACACCGACGGGCACGGGAACGUCUUCUACGCGAACAGCAUGCCCAAGUGGCAGAGCAGCGCGAUGGACCACGGCUGGCACGCGCCGUACUCGCCGGCGAGCGGGGACAUGAGCGGCUCGCACGGGCAGAUGCCGCCGUCGCCGGGCAUGCCGUCUCUGGGGAUCAUCCACCGUGAUAUCAAGGCGGCCAACAUCCUUCUGGACGAAAAUUUCGAGGCCAAGCUGCCUCCAUCCGCGCAUGCAUGCAAGGGUUCGCACGCUGGAUUCUCACACGUUCGCGGCGGUGGUGCGCAGGCGAGGCCUCUCUUGGCGCGCGCCUUGUCUGAGGAAGGCAACUUCGACGAGCUGCUGGACCCGCGGCUGGAGAACAGGAUCAACCGGCUGGAGCUGGAGCGGAUGUGUGCCUCCGCUGCCGCUGCCGUCCGCCACUCAGCCAAGCGGCGGCCCAAGAUGAAACAGAUUGUUCGUGCUCUGGAAGGGGACGCGUCGCUGGACGACCUGAACGAGGGGGUGAAGCCAGGGCAGAGCAUGAUGUUCAGCUCUGGCUCGGAAUACGACUCCGGCGGCAACUACGCGUCCAACAUCAACAGGUUCAGGAAGGUGGCCUUCGAGAGCAGCGAGUACAGCAACGAGUACAGCGGGACAAGCGAGUACGGCGCUGACUCCGAGGAUGCGGCGUCCCGGCGGCAGCAACAUCGCUGA
This is a messenger RNA of Miscanthus lutarioriparius, 1176 nucleotides long. The record is from the annotation of a GenBank genome assembly. Lineage: Eukaryota; Viridiplantae; Streptophyta; Magnoliopsida; Poales; Poaceae.